Molecule: messenger RNA, 1929 nt
Organism: Morchella importuna
Lineage: Eukaryota; Fungi; Ascomycota; Pezizomycetes; Pezizales; Morchellaceae
Exons: 3
Coding region: 1-1929 (642 amino acids)
Biological process (GO): regulation of DNA-templated transcription
Molecular function (GO): DNA-binding transcription factor activity; DNA binding
Source: RefSeq, a predicted model, not a curated record
AUGUCUACAGGAGGAUAUCUUCCGUUCCAGAUGGAACAAUACCUUCAACAUAGUCUUUCUGUCGAUACACGACGGACAUGGCUGGAUGAUGAUGAAUCGUCAAUACUUGACGAGAACAUCCUCGACAACAACCUUCUAGAUUCUGCUCUCGAUAUGUCUCCAAUCGACCGACGACGUCCUUCUCUAUUGGAGUCGUCGUCGGCCAUCUUUUCUCCCUCGAAUGACUGGGAUUUUGAUCAUGAUAUGGGUAUGGCUGGUCCCGCCGAUGAUGCUGCCGUCCCAGCGGCUACUUUCGAGCACAGCAAUGGAACCAACAACCCAUUUAUCAAGCUUGAGCAGGCACAGCCAUCGUACGCUCAACAGAAUGGUUCAUGGUCGUCGAAUCAUGGUGCUUCAGGCUCGUGCACACCUGCCCCAGCAUCAUACGACAACAAUGCGUUCCCCCACUCCACCUACGAAGAUGGCUCUGCAUACCUCGCUCCCGCGAUUUCUGCAAGCCCCGCAGGUGCUUUUGAUAACAACAUCCACAUCACUCCCCAUGCCACUGUCUUCCAAUCGAGCCUAAACAGCUCUAUGCCAUCGACACCGGCUCAGAAGGAUUGGCAGGCUACUGGUGCUGAGCACGAGGGACAGCCAAUGCAGAAGAGGAUGCGACCACAGAGCCCCAGCCCGAGAGCACACUCUCCUCUGCACGUUCUGCGAAGAGACGGGAUCCGAAAGAAGAACGCCCGUUUUGACAUCCCGGCUGAGAGGACUUUGAUGAACAUCGACCAGUUGAUUGCCCGAUCAAACGACGAUAACGAGAUCAAGGAGUUGAAGCAACAGAAGCGAUUACUCCGAAACCGACAGGCGGCUCUCGAUUCUCGCCAGCGCAAGAAGCAGCACACUGAGCGCCUCGAGGAGGAGAAGAAAAUUCACAGCGCUGUUAUCCAGGAGCUUGAGGAUAAGAUGAAUGCGAUGGCAUUGCAAGAGGAGGCUCUUCACCAGAGACUCGAGGCUGUCGCCCGUGAGCGUGACUUUCUUGCACACAAGGCUGAGACUCUUCAGAUGGAGAAGGAGGAUAUGGUUCGCAACCACACCAUCGAGACUGGCGAACUUCGAAAGAAGAACAGCUACUUUGCGGAGCAAAUUCAAAAGAUGCAGGACACUCUUGAACGCACUCCUAUGGCACAUGCUGCCAGCUCAUCUGGUUUCAGCGAUGACUUCAACUUGGAUACCGACUUUGAUCUUAAUGACAACUACUGGAAUGACCCUAUGCAGAUGUCCAACUCCGAGGUUUCUAUUAAGGCCGAGAAAGUUCAAUCACAUGGCGAUUCGGACAAGCCGGCAGCUGCUCCUGGUCUUUUGCUUAUUCUUCUUUUGUGUGGUGCAUUCGUUGCUUCUUCAAAGUCUUCGAUUCACUCUUUGCCUCCUCUGCCAAAGCAACUUCAAGCUGCCUCUGCUAGCGUUUUAAGCAACAUCUUUCAAGAUGCUGGUGUCACAACUAUGCAGCCAAACACUGUUGAAGUUGCUGACGGAUCCUCCACUUCUGACUGGGUGGUUGCUAAGUCUGCCGUACCAAACAUGGUUGGACUUGACUCUUCUUUGGCAGUAUUGAACGCACAACUCGAUGGCAAACCGACUACCGAACAACAGCAUGAGCAGUUCAUGCAACUGAGUGCCGCUGAAUACAACGAUGUUACCACAAACAACUACCUUCGUGAUCCUGAACCGAUUUCUCAACGUGGCCGACGACACCUCGAAGAGGGUCUCGCUUCCAUGCGAAAUAACAAGGGAUCUGCUGCUGAGGUUUAUACACGAUCGCUUCUCUGGGACAAGGUUGAUGCCGAGGUAGUGCGACGCUUUGCUGCCUUCGCUGCACGAGCACAAGCAGAUACCAAGGUCAAGACUACAGGCGAGGGUGGCGGAUAUGGCGAUAGCGCUGUAUAA